AUGAAAGGUAAAUUAGUCUAAAAUUUUGAUGUGAAAGGAUUUGAUUUUGACUGCUUUUAGGAUUAAUAGGCCUUACUGGUUGUAAAAUCAUUAUUUUACUUUUUAAAACCCUUAGGGUUUUUUGGUACAGUGAAAAAUUCGAAAAAAUCAUUGCACUGUGCAAAACUUCCAGAAAAUACGUCAUCCUGAUGACGGAACCGACAGAAAAAUAAUCAGGAAGCCUCGAAGUUUUCUUGACACUGCGUUUUACCCUCACAAAUUUACUAUUACUACUAAAAAUCAUAAUUUUUUCGAAAAAUUCGUCAUCAUGACGGAUUUUUUAAAAUUUCAGAACUCAAAGUCCUCAAACUGAAAAUUGGUGUAUAACUUAUCAAUUCCAAAAUUUUCAGCCUUCAACACCAACAAAGAUGUGGCCAAUUUGUCCUAUGACUACAUCUUUCAGCGUAUAAAAUAUCGCCCAUUCGAAUUCUUCCAUUCCCCGCCGGAUUUGGAGGCCGAAGCUGGAAUCUGCAAGAUCAUUGGCCUAAAUGUGACCUUAUAUCUGUCUUUUCAGCAUGAUCAACUUGAGUUUUAUCGAAAAAUUUUUGCAAAUUUGAAAAAGUCAGCGCCAAAUUUGAGAAACAUCACUCUAAAUGGCGGAUAUAUGUAUGGCUGUGAGAAUGGGGUGAGUUUCAAUGGGUUGGCAUUUUAAGAUACGGUAGAAUGGAUUGAGAUACUGGGAUUGGAAAGGAUUUUUGAGGGGUUUAUUUUUGAAAAUUUGAACUUUCAGACCACGGAAGACUGGCUAGAAGAGAUUGAACUGAUCUCCGGCUCAUAUAACGCCAUUAUUCAGGCUGCCAAGGAAGCAGAAAUCACUGUUGAUCACUUUUUUGCCGAUAUUCGACUGGCGUUCCCUUAUAAUGUAAGCUUGAACCUACUACAAUAUAACGUCGAUAUCUCUGCCUGGGACUUUUGGAUUCUCCUCAAAUUCUGGUGAUAGAAUCUACUUAGGUCACGUUUCAUUUCCUAAAAAUUUUAGUUCUCGUUUUGCGGGGAGAGCCGAGAUAUUGAAUGAUCUUUGCAGACGAGAGAGCAUAGAAAAUGAAGAGACGGUUAGAAAAAACUUCUUUUUUUUGCUUUAUCGCCUGAGAUUCUGCGCAGAAAAAAAAAGAUUUUUUGUAGAAAAUUUUUACUCAAAAUUGCAAAAAGACGGCUGCCCGUUGAUCUCUGCAAAAUGUUGGCUGAAAAAAUGUUAUGAAACGGUAAAAAUUUUAUUCUUGAUUUGUCCUAAGUUUUAUCAAAAUCCGAAGACAUUUCUUUUCCAAAAAAGCAUAUGUUUUCCACUGUUAAGUAAGAUAAAUUUUUGGGAUUUUUAAAAAUUUCCAAAUAUUUUUUUUUCAGGCGAUAAUCUCAGCCGAUCCCUCGACACUCCUCCCCGACGCCGUCCAUCUCAUUUAUCGCGAGCAUCUCGGUCGUUACGGCUAUGUUCUCAACGCCGAAGAGACCCAUCUAAUCUCCCUUCAAUUGCCCACAUUUUUCCCCACAAAUUUGCAUAUGCAAAUCACUCCAUUUCGGGAGGAGAUGAAAAAUUCGGAGUGGAGAUUCCGUGAGGACCCGAAACUCGAGGAAUUCGCGGAAAAAUCGGGGCAAAUCAACGAUUUGUCAGGGGCAGUUUCUAUGGAUGUUGAGCUGAAGAGUCUGAAAGAAGAAUUUUAUCAAAAAUGCUUUGCGAAUUUGAAAAAUGGAAAUGAAAAUUUGAAAAUGGUGACGCUCGAGGGAGGCCAUAAAAGCAGGAUUGGGACCAAGGUAGGGGUUUUGAUUUUUGAGGAAAAAUUUUGAUUUAAAAAAAUAAACUUUUUAAAAACAUGUCUGAUUUUUUGAGUCGCGCUUAGCAGAAACUUUUGAGAUGUUUAAUCCGAAAUUUAAAAAAAUUUUUAUGUUUUUAAAAUUUGUUGAUACAAAAAACAGCGUUUUAUUUCUAAUCUAGAGUAUCAAAAAAAUUUUGAUUUUGCCGCCACACGAUUCAUUUUUUUUCGGCGACGAUGCGAUUUUGGAUCCCACAGAGCACUCAUUAUUUACCCGACAAACUCCGAGACGUACUUUAAAUACUAUUGUAGUGAAAAAAAAGGUUUUCUCUGACGUCCGUGUCUCCUCAUUUUCCAUAGUCUCUCGUUUGCAAAGAUCGUUGAAUAUCUCGGCUGUACCUUGAAAGGACAAGCUAAGAAUUUCGGCAAUUUAUUUUUGGCCUAUUUACAGUACUCAUGGCAUCAGAAAAAAAUUCAAAAUUUAAAAAAUCAAAUUUCCCGCCAUUUUUGGCAUUCUGUUUCAAUGAGCAAAAUUGAAACAAGGAGACUUAAUACGUAUUUUAAAAAUCAUUUUGGAUCAAACGGAUGCGAAAAUAAAUUUUUUAAUUUAAAAAAAUUCAAAUUUCCCGCCAUUUUUGGCAUUCCGUUUCAACUUGCUAAAACUGUUCCUUUCGUUAAAAAAAGCAAAGGAACUGUAAAAUACGAUGUCCACAAGACAUAUUUUCAUAUAACAAACGAUUUCAGACGACAAAAGACCUGGAUUCGGAGAUAAAAACGUUGCUAACCGCGAUUCGAGCGGUAAUCCGAGGUUCCAAAGCCGCCGAAUUGCCGCUAAAGUACUUUGUUUAUCAUACUGAAUGGUUCUUCGAUUACAGUGUAGGUUAUUUUAUGAUCAGUUUUUUUAUUUUUCUAAUCCUUUCAGAAAAGACCGAUUUCCUUUCCCUUUUUGCAAAUAAUUCAACGUUAUAUAAAUGCGGAUGCCAUUGAAGAUACGACUGCAUUUACUUUCGAUUACAAUGUCGAGGGACUAAUAGUUACGAUCCAUGUGAGAUUAAUUUUUGACCCCAGGCCAUUUUCGAUUACUUUGCCGAAGAAGUGCCCAUUUUAUAGCCAAGAGCAAUAUCCGAUAAGGAGUUUCAUCGAUUUGACUUCUCAAACUUUGCAGGUAAGUAGUGGAAAUAGUAGAAAAUAUUGUAGAAAUCUUAGUUUUUAAUUUUUUUAGGUUUUCUUAUUUGAAAAACAAAAAUUUACUCACAGGGGAAGUACCCCAAGUGCAGAUUUUCUUAAAAUUUUGCACACACGUCGGGUAUGGACUAAAUAUCAAUUCCUGAAAGUUUUAGCUCGCGCUUUGCAGGCGUCGCCGAGAUAUCGAACGAUCUUUGCCGCCGAGAGAGCACGCUAAACGUGGAGAGCGGUCAGAGAAAAAUUUUUGGCCAUAACGUUGGCAGUUUCGUGCGGAAAAAUUUGAUUUUUUGUAGAAAAAUUAUUUUUUACGGCAGAAAUGGGCAUGAAACUUUUCGUGCCGAAAUUCGGCAAAAAGUCCUAAAUUUUGGCCGACUUUCGAUCUAAAAAUCUCAAUUUUUUCUGCGAAUGGCGAGCUAGAAAUUUUGCAUAUGUCUUAGCAAAUAUUAAGCAAAGUUUUUGCCAGGUUUCAUCAAAAUUUGAGCGUCGCACUUGGAGUACCAUGUCAAUAAAAAAAAUUUUUUUUUUGCACUGUGCAUAAUUUUGGAAAAAUUUUUUUGCACCGUGCAGAAUUUUGGAAAAAAAAUUUUUUUGCACAGUGCAAUGGUUACAUUAUGGUUAGAAAAAAAAUUUUGCACAGUGCAGAAUUUGAAGAAAAAAAAAUUUGCACUGUGCAGAUUUAGCAAAAAAUUUGCACUGGAAUUAUGAAAAAAACGUUUUUGCACAGUACAGACUUAUAAUUAAUGAUUAUUGUUCACCAAAACAUCUUUGCACUGUGCGGAUUUAUUUUUCACAAAAAAAUAUUUGCACCGUGCAGACUUCCGAAAAAAAAUUUUUGCACUGUGCAAAAAUUCUCAAUUUUUUUAUCCAUUUCAGAAGCUGACGAGUAAAAAUGAGCAAAAAAAACUUUUUUAGGUCAAAUUCCUGGAAGAUCUGCCCUUCAUAACCGAGCCUUUUACGGAAUUCGCGGUCAGAAGUCUCCACAAAAUUCAGCGGAUUUACUUUGAUCCGAUCAACGAAAAUGCUCAAGAUGCCUUCAGUUUCUACAAAAAAUGUCUGGAGAUUUUGAAAGAGUACCGUUAUAUCGAAGAGCCUUUGGGGCUUUAUAGCGAGUCCCACGUGAAUGUGGAUGGAAAUUUGGAGGAGGAAUUGAAAAUUUUGCAAAAUAAUUUAAUCGGGCUGACAAGGGCGUUGAAUGAGACGAAAAUGGAGACAAGAACACCGACGGUCGUUGUGGAUUACAGUGUUAUUGAUAAGGUGGAAAAUUUUGAAAAAAAAAAUUUUGAUUUUUUCGGAGAAAAAAAUUUUCGAAAAAUAUUGAAUUUUUUCAAAAAACUCUGAAGUUUUUGAAAGCCAUCGAAAGAGACCCCCAGGGUAAUCGAUGGCGUAGAUUCCAAAAAUCAUAUUCGUUUUUUCUGAUUCCUACUUUUUUGCUUAAGUAGUAAUGUUAAAAAGUAAUUUUUUGAAAUUUUUCUAAAAAUACUGGAUUUAGGGGUUUUCGAGGGUGCUGAUUUCGAAAAUGACGUUCAUUUUGUUGAUAGUUACUUUUUUUACCCUCGAAAACCCCUAAAUCGACUAUUUUUCGAAAAAAUUCAAAAAAAUACAUUUUAACAUUACUACUUAAGCAAAAAAGUAGGAAUCGGGAAAAACGAGUAUGAUUUUUGGAAUCUACGCCAUCGAUUACCCUACUUUUGACCUUUUCGGCCAUUUCAGGCAAACAUCGAAAGAGCCCCCGAUUCCGGGGUCUCUUUCGAGGAAAACCGAAGUUUUUCUCGUAGUUUACAAAUAAUCCAUUAUUUUUCUACCGUAUAUUCAACAAUUUAUGUGAAUUUUCUUUUCCAGCUUCUAAAAUCAUCAAACUGGACAAAACUCGUCGAAAAUCUCUUCAACCAUCAAGUGAAUGACGUGGAAAAGAAGGAGAAUAUGAUGGUAAUGGAAUACACCGCCAAUGAAGUGAAGAUUCGAAUGCUUUUGGGAUUCAACAUGAAGGAGAAGAGACCCUCCGGAUUUCAAUUGUCCUUCUUUAACGACCAUGUUUAA
This is a messenger RNA of Bursaphelenchus xylophilus (pine wood nematode), 5006 nucleotides long. The record is from the annotation of a GenBank genome assembly. NCBI's taxonomy places the organism in Eukaryota, Metazoa, Nematoda, Chromadorea, Rhabditida, Aphelenchoididae.